Molecule: messenger RNA, 1212 nt
Organism: Leishmania braziliensis MHOM/BR/75/M2904
Lineage: Eukaryota; Euglenozoa; Kinetoplastea; Trypanosomatida; Trypanosomatidae
Product: tub family protein-like protein
Exons: 1
Coding region: 1-1212 (403 amino acids)
Source: RefSeq, a predicted model, not a curated record
AUGAAUGCCGUGAUUCCAGCAAGGUUGACGGAGGACGUCGUGCGGUGCGCCUUUGGCAGCGACACUGCACCGUCACUUGCCAGUGGGGCGGUCGCAGGAGAAAGCGGUGCAUGCCCGGGUAGCGGGCGCGCGUGCAGUAUCAUCAUGCCCACAUGCAAGGAGGGAAGCGACGCCGCCUCUAUGUACAGCAUGUCGCAGUCAGUGCUGCCAAUGGACCCGCGUGAGCGCAUCUACUACCGCCCCCGGCGCCAUUUACUGCAGUGCUACCUGGAGCGGCGCAAGCUCAAGGGCCUCGGAAUCACAUCGCUGCUGCCCGGAACCCGCAAGUCCUUUCAGUUUUUUCUAGAGUGCACAAACGACUUUGUACUAGCCGCCGUCCCGCGCAGUCUUAGGUCACGUAUAAAGGUCGAGGAUACAUCGAGUGGGGCCAGUGGGCAGUUGUACCCUGUCACGCAAGGCGGCGCCAAUAUUGUGUUCACUAUCAAUCAGCAACAGCUGGACGGUGACACGCGCAGCUUCGUCGGCAAGCUCUCGCGGCGCGGCAAUGGGAUGGAGAUGGUGAUGUUUAGCGAGGGCAGCAAGGCGACUCGGAAGGAGAUUCUCGCGGUUCUUCUGCACAACUUCGCCGACACAAGUCAGUCGUCGCUUACAGUGCUGCUGCCGGCUAUCGACCCGGCGUCUGGGUACAUCAAACCACUGGAGGGCGGCGAGGUCAAAUUCCUGCGCGACGGCCGCGGGAGCCUCGGUGGGGCGACGGAGAACUCUGACGACGACGUCGACCCGGCGUAUUUGACCACGUCGAGCGCGGCCCCAAGCAGCGUGCCUGUGGGCGACUCUUCCAGGGCAAACAGCGCGUCUGCACUAAACAGCGGCGAGACAUGUGGUCGGCAAAAAAAGCGGUGUUCGCACGGGGUGCUGGCCAGCGAGUACCGGAGAAGCCCCUGCAGUCCAAGCAUAGUUGUCCUCAACAGCAAGACGCCUGAAUGGGAUGGCGUGCUGCGUGGGCACAAACUUGACUUCCACGGACGCGCUACGAAGGCGAGUGAGAAGAACUUCCAGCUCGUCGCCGCCUCUGAUCCUGGGAAGGUGGUCAUGCUCUUCGGUAAGCAGAGCGACGACCGCUUUGCCCUCGACUUCCGCUACCCGCUCUGCGGCCUUCAAGCAGCCGCGAUCGCGACCACAGUUAUGACGGCUCGCAAGGCGAUCAUUUGA